Messenger RNA from Colossoma macropomum (tambaqui), 1541 nucleotides. Its product is annotated as GTPase IMAP family member 7-like. The transcript has 5 exons. The record is from RefSeq and is a predicted model, not a curated record. Gene Ontology annotation, molecular function: GTP binding. Lineage: Eukaryota; Metazoa; Chordata; Actinopteri; Characiformes; Serrasalmidae. The coding region runs from base 620 to 1375 and encodes 251 amino acids.
ACCCAUAAAAAUGCGUGAGAUUAUAUCUCAACAAUGCUAGAAAGCAUCAGAGUGGGAAAUGUGAGAACAUGGGAAAGUGAUAUUUAAACUGAAGCAGACAGUAAAAUACAGGUAAAUACUGCUUCAUUCUGCUUAGAAACUGAAACUUGCUCUAUUAAGUAUCAAUGUGUGGGGCUUUAAUAUUUAUGCAGGAGGCAUAUUUCACGUUUUAAUUUUCUUUAAAAUAUCUGCAGACAAAUCCUAUUAAUCCUGAUUGUUUGAGUCUACAGCAAAAACAAAUCUUCACUUUAAAGCUCCAGUACUUUUCAGAAAUGUUGUGUAUACAAAGUCUAUGCACUGUACUGGAGUUUAUUAACAGUCAGUUUUAUUAUUAUUAUUUUUUUAGCUCAGGUCAUUUUAUUGUGUUAUUCCAUUGCCAUUUCUUUUUGUAUUUGAAUGUUUAAGUUAUAUUACACCUUUUUGUAUAUGUUUAACCGACCCUGAAGCAAAAUUGGUUUUGGUAGUUGCUGCUCAUUCUCAAAGUUCAGUAACAUAUAAAUAAAAUUGCUAUGUAUCUUUACUUGCAGAAUCAGAUGAAGAUAUAGAGGACUGGACACCAGAUGUGGAUACAGAAAGCAGGAUGACAGAAGUGGACAUAGAGCACAGUGAAAAAUUUCCAUACGCCCUGAGAAGUUCAGUUGACCCUAAAGAAGAAUGCAGAUUGAUUCUGUUGGGAGGUGAUAAACACACAAAGCAUGAUGCAUAUAACUUCAUACUCAGGACUGAGGAUAUAGGAAAAAGCAAUAACAGCGUGUAUGAGAACUAUAUUAAAGGAAGACAUGUCUCAGUGUUAGACACUCCUUCUGUCUGGAGGGAUCACUUGGCAUCAUUCUGGUUUUUUUCCAGAAAACUCAAUCAAAUCAAACAUGAACUGCAGGACUGUAUUUCAAAGGCGUUCCCUGGACCUCAUGCCUUUCUGUUAGUACUUCAAGCUGGGCGUGACACUAGAAAAGAGCGUUAUCUUUUAAAAGCAAUCAGUUCAGUGUUUGGAAAGGAGGCCUUAGACUACACUAUGGUGCUGUUCAUUUAUUCUGGACAGAAUUCACAGACUGCCUCGAAGAACUCUUAUGUUCGGAGGUGUGGAAACAGGUAUCACUUUUUGGAGAACACUGAUCAAAGUGUUCAAGAGCUGUUCAGGAAAGUUGAGAAAAUGACAGACGUUAAACAGAGUAAGUUCUUCAUCCCAUCAUCAUAUGAAAACUAUAUGAAACUCAACUUUGAAUCAUGGGAAAAGAAACGACUUUGUCGUGGAACAACACCAGUGCGCCGGGGCAGUAAAGAACUCAUUCCUAUAGAUUUAUCAGAACACCAAAGAAGAGAUUCAGAUUCAACUUAAAUGGAUUUAAACGAGGGGAAAGAGUCCACCUGCUGUGACAGUGGCUGGAAGAAGAGGCCAUGUUGUCUCGAGUGGGGAACAGGCUGUAGCUGUACCACCAGACCUGUACAUGCCAGAGGAUAAAUGGUCUUUGGCAGUACAAAGGUGUGAAGAUAAGGAUUUAAAG